GCGGCGGCAGCGCCUCGGGCAAGACGACGGUGGCGACGCGGAUCAUCGAGGCGCUGGACGUGCCCUGGGUGGUGCUGCUCUCCAUGGACUCCUUCUACAAGGUGCUGGACGAGGGGCAGCAGGCACUAGCAGCCCGCAGCGACUACAACUUUGACCACCCCGAUGCCUUCGACUUUGAGCUGCUCGUCAGUGUCCUCCGUAAGCUAAAGAAGGGCAAAAGCGUGAAGGUGCCCGUCUACGACUUCACGACGCACAGCCGCCGCCGCGAGUGGAAAACAGUGUAUGGGGCUAACGUCAUCGUAUUUGAAGGAAUUCUGGCCUUUGCUAACAAGGAAUUGCUGAAGCUCCUGGACAUGAAAGUGUUUGUGGAUACGGAUUCUGAUAUCCGGCUGGUACGGCGGCUGCAACGCGACAUCAUGGAACGUGGGCGAGAUAUUGUGGGUGUCAUCAAGCAGUACAACAAGUUUGUCAAGCCAGCCUUCGAGCAGUACAUCGAGCCCACCGUGCAGGUUGCUGACAUCGUGGUGCCCAGAGGUGGGGAAAACUUUGUGGCUCUGGACCUCAUUGUGCAGCAUGUGCACAGCCAGCUGGAGAAGCGUGAAAUCACUGUCAGGGCAGCCCUGGCCUCUGCCCACCAGGGGCAGCCCCUACCGAAGACACUGAGUGUAUUGGAGAACACGCCGCAGGUGCGAGGCAUGCACACCAUCAUCAGGAACAAGGACACGACCAGGGAUGAGUUCAUCUUCUACUCCAAGCGCCUAAUGAGGCUGUUGAUUGAGCAUGCCCUCUCCUUCCUGCCGCUCAAGAUCACAGGUGUGUCCAUCCUGAGAGCAGGGGAGACCAUGGAGCAGGCCCUUACUGCUGUCUGCAAAGACAUACGUCUGGGCAAGAUACUCAUCCAGACCAACCACGACACAGGGGAGCCCGAGCUCCACUACCUGCGCCUUCCCAAGGAGAUCAGCGAAGACUAUGUCAUCCUCAUGGACAGCACUGUGUCCACGGGUGCUGCGGCCAUGAUGGCAGUGCGUGUCCUGCUGGACCACGAUGUCCAAGAGGACAGGAUCUUCCUGCUGUCACUGCUGAUGGCAGAGAUGGGGGUACACUCCGUGGCUUACGCCUUUCCUCGCGUCCGCAUCAUCACUACUGCUGUAGAUAAGAGGAUCAAUGAGGAAUUCCACAUCAUCCCGGGCAUUGGUAACUUCGGGGACAGAUACUUUGGUACCGACGCCCCGUCUGCCUGGUGUGAGAGUGACAGCAUGGACUGCUGAGUGGGCUGCCCUGGCCACCCGCCGGGCUGGCCAGCGGGUGGGCUGCCAGCCUGUGCCCGGCCCCAGCACAGGGCCCCGUGCCAACCUCAGGCUCUCCGGCCCCGCAGGACUAGCCCCCCGCUGCCAGCCUCUCCCUCCGCCCCACAGGAAUGGCUCCUUGCGGGAUGGAUCCUCACCUCCACGCAGGGAGGGACGUCACCUCCUGCAGCCCGCUUCGGUGAGGGGGGGAGAGAGGGCGCUCCUCGGUGCUGGGAGACGUGCUUCUGCAGCCCGGCCAAGCCUGCGUGCCCGUGGGAGCAGAGGUGGACUCCCUCGAGGGCCUUUCCCACGCACGCGCACGAGAGGUCGCCCGCUCCCGUUCGAGGCAGGUGGACGGUGUCCAGGCCCCUCGAGGCUUCCUCCGGGGGCCGCGUGCGUGCGUGCAGGCUCACCUGCUGGAAUCUGUAUUUAUUUGUAUUUAUUCUGAGCAGCUGCCCACCUGGCUCUCCUCCUGCCCUGCCCGGGCAGGCCAGCUACUUGAAAAGCUCCCCGGGACCGCGGCUCUCCCCGAGGGAACGCCUCGCCGCGCCGCCCCGGGCCCGCCCGCGCCGGCCGGGGGAGG
This is a messenger RNA of Rhea pennata, 1869 nucleotides long. RefSeq names its product uridine-cytidine kinase-like 1. The record is from RefSeq and is a predicted model, not a curated record. Gene Ontology annotation, molecular function: kinase activity; ATP binding. Bases 84 to 1268 code for a protein of 394 amino acids. The transcript has 12 exons. Gene Ontology annotation, cellular component: cytoplasm. NCBI's taxonomy places the organism in Eukaryota, Metazoa, Chordata, Aves, Rheiformes, Rheidae.